CGAUCGCUUUCCAACACCACGACAGGGAACGCGCGUGAUUUUCUGUUUUUUCCAAAUUUUUCAUAAUUUGUUUAAAAAAUAUUAAAUAAAUGUCUUCGUUUUUAAAUUUACUGCCCAGUGGCAGUAAUGUUAAUUUAGAAAAGUGCGGAGAUGUUGUUAUUUCACCAAAGGACAACAUUAUGGCUUUGUAUUGUCGCUUCUGUAGCGAUAUUUUCACCAGAUUGCCGGAAUUCGCCAGGCACUUGCAAGCAAAUCAUAGUGACAUUUUGAGUUUUGCCGUUGAACAGAAUGUUUAUAGUGUGGAGGAGCUACUUGGGGACCAGGAUAAUGAACAGGACACUGAGCAAUCUGCCUCGGAUAGCAGUAGCAGCGGUGAUUCCGGUUUGCCGGAAAGGGAAAGAGAUGAAGAGAUUAGUAAGAAAAAUGCGACAUCUGAAGUGUAUGCCUGUCAGUCCAAUGCAAACAUAGUGGAAGCCCUGGCGGCCAAUGAUAUAGAUUUGAAUGAUUCAUUGGAUAACUCUGAUAAUGACAAAGAUUUACAAACUGAGGUGGAGUCCUUGUUGUUUAAUGAUGAUGAAAAUAAAGCAGAUAACCUUGUAGAACCAUUUUCAAACAAAGAUACAAAAAUCGUAACAGAAUCUAAAUAUUGCGAGAUUACAGAAACGGAAACCCAAAAAGAUACCAAGGGAUUCCGUCAGAGUCGCAGCAAGACAGAGAAGAGAUCCUUAAGCAUUUGUGACUUGAAGAGUUACAGCAUCACUCGAAUGACUCGCAGACGUGAGAUGAAACAAAUGAGCAGCGUCAGGAUGCGCAUAAUACGAUCUCUUCAAGUCGAAGAAAUGGCUGCCAAACCAGUCCGUACUCCCUUGAGCAAUCUUUCUUCCAAAGAGCACUUGGCAGAUGAUAAUGUUAAAGGGAAACACUCUCUAGAAGCAAAACAUCCCCUGAUAGAAAAACCAAAAUUACUGGCAAUUCAAGAAUCGAAAGAAAAUCAAAAACUAUUGGCAAAGAUUUCAUCAGCUACUUUGGCAAAGCCGACGCCACCGCCAAUACCGUCAUUGGGUCCUCUUGAAUCCACUGAAUCCUUUCAGAAACCUUGCAUCUACAAUGUUCCUCCAAUGCCUAUCAAAUUGGAGUCAGAUUCUAAGAAAAAGCUAAAAGGCAAAUUUGUAGAAAUAAGUAAAGUUGAAAUUUUGCCAAAACUCAAUUUGAAGCAGGAAAAGAGUUUUGAGAAGCAACCCCAAAGAUCAGCUAAUUUGGAAGAUGACUUAAGUCCAAUGCCAAAGAAGGCUAGAAGUGAAACAAGACCAGUCAAUGAGAAUAUAGACUCCAAACCAAUGCCACAAAAGGCCAGAAGUGAAUCAUUAAAGGAUAACUCUCAGGAGCAGCUCCCGAAAUGCAACCGAAAUGACGAAUCUAGUCGUUGCCCUUUAAACUUUAGCCUAUCAGAAAGUGUAAUUGAAUUUCUGCAAACUGAUUUAAAAUCUACACCACUUGACGGUGCCGAUAGCCUUCUUCAGUUGGCUAUGCCCAAGGAAAGUGAACCUCCAAGUCAGUUGAAAAUGAAGCCACAAAAUGAUCAAGAAUUGCCAUCUAAACCUAAAGUCAUUAAGGAUGAUCUUACUCUAUUGAAAUUGAUUGGGUUACCUGUUAUAAUAUUUCCCACCUAUGUGGAUAAACUUCACCAGGAUGAAUACGAUAAUAUGCGCGAAAAAGCAGCAAAAUUCACACAAAUCUUUCGCAAUUACGCCGUCAUUUGGAAUCGUAGAAAAUUCAUUGUUAGCUCGGAUCAAUUAGAAAGUCUAAAUCAUCAAUUGGGCUUACUCAAGGACGAACUAAAUCGUAAACUACACAUUAAUUUGAAUAUUUUGGAAUUGAAACGUCUGCUGAAUCUUAUAAACAUUUGGCAUGGUAAACAAAUUGAAUUGGUUUAUUUCCAAAAGAUUAAGUUAUCAUCCAAUGUAGAGUAUUAUUUUCAAUUAUUUAAUUUUCUAUCAAAAAUGAGUAAUUUCUUAUUCUAUUGUGAGUAUUGUGAAGAAACACUCUAUUUUGAGACCGAAUAUAAGAAUCAUUUGCAAAAGCAUCGCGUAGUGAAAAGAGUUGCAGGAUCCAAGCAAAUGAAAACUGUUGCCAAGGAUAAUUAAGUUGUUUUUUUUUUUGAGGAAAUUAUUCCAAAGACAUACCAAUAGUCAGCAUAUAAACUAAGUUUCGUUUGUUAAGUUCUUUCUCUUUAUAGUAUAUUCAAGUUAUUCUAGCUUUAGUUAUAUAAGUUCUUGUAAAGGUUAUGACAUUCAACUAGGUUUUACAUGUAAAGUCAUUUUCAUUCCAUUUUUUGUAAACUUUUGUUCCGUAUAUGGAAUCGAACUGAAAAGAAUUACUUACUUUAUGUAAAAGUAUACAUUUUUCGGUAAUUUUUACACAAUUUUUGAAAAUUACCUACAUCAUUCGUUAACUGACUUUGCAACAUAAUAUAACACGUUUUUCUAUCUUUAACCCUUGUUAGUAUAAAGAAGUUUUCACUCACUCCCUUUAAUUUGCAAAAAUUGC
Messenger RNA from Drosophila willistoni, 2547 nucleotides. Its product is annotated as protein teflon. Lineage: Eukaryota; Metazoa; Arthropoda; Insecta; Diptera; Drosophilidae. The coding region runs from base 90 to 2144 and encodes 684 amino acids. The record is from RefSeq and is a predicted model, not a curated record. The transcript is spliced from 4 exons.